Bufo gargarizans (Asiatic toad) is the source of this 2952-nucleotide messenger RNA. It is a transcript of the gene RNF8, whose product is annotated as ring finger protein 8. The record is from RefSeq and is a predicted model, not a curated record. The transcript has 8 exons. Gene Ontology annotation, cellular component: site of double-strand break; ubiquitin ligase complex; cytosol. NCBI's taxonomy places the organism in Eukaryota, Metazoa, Chordata, Amphibia, Anura, Bufonidae. Gene Ontology annotation, biological process: protein K48-linked ubiquitination; ubiquitin-dependent protein catabolic process; double-strand break repair. Gene Ontology annotation, molecular function: ubiquitin protein ligase activity; histone binding. Bases 167 to 1762 code for a protein of 531 amino acids.
UGCCUGCAGUAGUCUGUAGGGCGCACACGCUGAUUGGUCAGAUUGAUUACAGGUGAUCGCUGUCGGCGCUCGAUUACAACUGACUGAAUCUAUGCUCGGCUUGUGAUUAGUCCGGGCUUGUUGUUGAUUUCCCCCUCCGGUAGGCCGCGGAUGACAGGCGGUAAAGAUGGAGGACACCGGGGACGGGAUGAGCGGCGGCACGUGCUGGUGUCUGCGGAGACUGGGAUCAAGCCGGGACAUAUUACUACUGCCUGAGGGGGAGGAGGUGACCUUGGGCAGAGCGUUCACCACGUACCAGCUGCAGUCCACCCUGUGCCCCCUCAUGGUCUCCCGAGUGCACUGCAUCUUCAAGCAGAACGCAGAGGGUCAGUGGACCAUCACCGACAACAACAGCCUCAAUGGCGUUUUCCUCAAUAAACAGAAGCUGGAGCCUCAGAAGCCGUACGUCGUGACCAAAGGGAGCUGCGUCCAGGUGGGGGUGGCUCUACCCAACACAGAACAGGUCGAGUUUGAAUAUGAACUGGUUCAGGAAAAUCUAGAACAGAUCCGACCGCAUUUGACUCCACAGUCGGGGAAGAGAAAGUCGACCAGAACCAAACGUAAGCUGAACUGUGAGGACUCUGAGGCCUCUGGGACGGAGGGCACCUCCGGCACCUCCAGGGCCAAAAUCCACCGGGUCUCAAAAGACUGCAGAGAGCCAACCAGGUCCCAUAAGACUGAGGUGGCUAGGCAGCCCACAGUGAAAGUGGAGGCUGUGGUGGAUCUGGAGAGCUCCGUGGACGCUGAUAUGAUGGCCCCCUCUCAAACACCGUCUCAGAGCAAUUUCCAUUUGACCAAAAUGAGACAGUCUAUUGUAGAACUUAGGGACCUAAAUGCUCAGGUCCAAGAGAAGCUGAAGAUCCCUGAGCAGAGCGGCUCUACGGGCAGCAGACAGCCAGCGUCCACACAGCAGCAGCUCCAGGACCUUCAGAAGGAGCUGUGCAGUAAACAUGAGGAGCAUCUCCAGAGGGUCAGUGAGCUGAAGAAGGUCUUCCAGGAGGAGCAAGGAAGCACGGGGAAACCAUCGCAGACAGAAGAGGAGCAUCUGGGGGAGCAGCUGGCGCAGGCGCUGAAAGAGCACUCGCUGCUCAUGGAAGAUCUGAACCGCAGUCGCCGGGAUUUUGAACAAAUAAUUCAAGCAAAAAAUAAAGAGCUACAGGAAACCAAGGAGGAGAAGGAGAAGGUGGCCGCGCAGAAGGAGGAGGUCUCCAACCACAUGAACGACGUCCUGGACAAUGAGCUGCAGUGCAUCAUCUGCUCCGAGCACUUCAUCGAGGCCGUGACCCUGAACUGCGCCCACAGCUUCUGCUGCUUCUGCAUCGAGUCAUGGAGAAAGAGAAAAGAAGAAUGUCCCAUCUGCCGGCAGGAGAUAAAGACCCAGACCCGAUCCCUCGUCCUGGACAAUUGUAUUAACCGCAUGGUGGACAAACUGAGCCCCGAAAUGCAGGACCGCCGCCUGGCUCUCAUACUAGAGCGCAAAGAUCAGGCAGCAGAGACGCUCCUCCGCUCCAUCCCGGUCUCCUCUGACAGCGAGGGCAGCCCCCUACCCUCUGACAUCAUCCUCUCCAGCAGCGAGGAAGCCGAUGACCUGCUGCAGGAGGACAUCUUGUGGGACAGCGAAGACUCGCACUACUCCUUCUCGGACGAGGACAUCGAGGAUCAGGGGGAUCUCUUCUCCGACGACGACGAUGAUGACGACGACGACUUUUUCUUCAUGAUGUGAUCCGUCCUCCUGGUCAGGGCCGCCGACGUCUCUGCCAGGAGGAGCAUUAAAGUCUUGCCGCCGUUCGCUGGACUCCAUGACAGUUGGUUGAUUUGGUGGCGGCGUGCCCUGUGGUGGGAGGUUGUAUUAUGUUCUGUACAGGAUCGGGGUUCUGUUACAUGAAGAGCACCGUUGUUCAGUAGGAUUUGUGGGGUCUUGAGUCACCCCGUCAGUAACCCCCCGCCCCCCCUCAGUCAUCCAUGGGAAACUUUAGAUGCGAGCCACAGCGGAGGAGGCUCUGAUGUCACCAAGAAACUGCUGAAUGUGACUGACAAUUGCCUCGUCUUCUGUACCAGUAAACUAGGGGGGCGGGGGAGGGGGACAGAAAUUAAGAUGGGGCGCCGGUCAUUGAUUUACACCGUCCGAAAGCUCCUGGAGAUGUCCAGCAUAUCGUCUACUCUGCCAUGCUCCCAUCUGCUCACGUCUUCAGGGCAUAGAGUUAGUCUCCGCUAUGCUUUACACUGCAGCUCUGUCCCACCAUCUGAUGGACAUCCCCAUCGUUCAUCCUCAGCUUGCCAACCACAGUUUUCAAAAACCAAACCUAAACCUUGUUUUCUCAGGGUGUGGGUGCUGGUUUUAUUGGUGGGGGGGGUGAGCGGCUCCAGUUGGAACCCCCCGUCCCCCCCUCCCCUUUUUUUUUUUUUCUAAUAGAAUAGAGCACUUGCCCUUUAAGCCGUUGGCUGUACAAUGUGCCGGAUGUCGCGCUGGGCUCUCCCAUCAUCCUCUGUUAUUCGGUCAGUAAUCGCAGCUCCGCGCCCUUGUCAUGUCACCUCGGGCCCCUGCAUCACUCGGCCUGUUCUACUGGUUCUGUGAUUAACCCCGACUGUGCUGAACACCUGUGAAACGUUGCACUAAGAAUUCCUUGUACUUUGGGAGACGUUUUACAAUGUGCUUUAUAGACCACCGUUCAGGUGAGCGGACCGUGCGCGCGCGGCCGCCCUGCGUUCAUUUCUUGUGCUCCCAUAGAAAUGGAGGACGGCUGCGCAUGCGCGAUGCACUCUCCCACCUCUAUUUUUUUUUUACAUAUAUAUAUAUUCGCAGUAUGCUCUCGCUGUGCCAUUUUUUUUAUUGUUUUCAGAUGUUUCCUGUCGAUUGACUAAAAUGAGUGACUAAAAAAAAACACGUGAAAAAAAUUAAAAAAUAAGUCAGAA